ACAUUGCGUUGGCCGGGGAGAGCAAGCAGGACGUCUUCAGCGGGAACACCUUUCCUAAUUGGCACCUAAUUAUCAACGCAAUGCCCUCCAUACAUCAAAUGGGGCAGUCUCGAACCGAGGUCUUCUGGCGGACUCUAAUUACGAACACGGCAGGAUCGCCUCCUUGCCAUCCAGACCCAUAUAGCUACCAUUCUGCAUAUGUCUCCUGGAUCACGUCAAAACUAUCGGGGUAUCUUAAGGACAUGGUCCGAUACACUGGGGACUCACCAUUCAUAAAUACACUCACGGCAUGUGUAGCAAACGAAAUUUUCGAUUCCGUACAGUCUUCAGUCAAACUGUGGACUUCAGACAAUGAGUGGUUGUCUCACACAAUGUAUCUUUGGCUGUUCUUGACAAGAAGGCGGUAUCUUGGCGUAGGCUCUGAGUCGCUUCUUGAACACGACUCGGUAUGGAUCAUUUCCGGAUUAGUGUGCCGCUGAUUCUUCGAGAGGUCGAACCUGGUACUUUCCGCACUGUAGGAGGUGCCUAUGUUCACGGCUUUAUGAAAGGCGAAGCUUUGGAGUCGAGCCCUAUCCCCAGAGACAUCGUUAUAGUAUGAUGCACAGUCGAUAUUUG
Messenger RNA from Didymella exigua CBS 183.55, 615 nucleotides. RefSeq lists its product as uncharacterized. Bases 81 to 479 code for a protein of 132 amino acids. The record is from RefSeq and is a predicted model, not a curated record. The transcript has a single exon. Lineage: Eukaryota; Fungi; Ascomycota; Dothideomycetes; Pleosporales; Didymellaceae.